AUGGCGAAAGAAGCGAGUGGUAAAAUACGGCAUGUUAUCGCCGAUUCAGCUGCUUUUCUCAAAAAUGCACCUGUUAACGAUUUGUGUGAGAAUGUGUACACAGUUGAAGAGGUUGUAAGUGAGAUCAGAGAUGCGGCAACUCGCCAGCGUUUAGCGGUGUUACCGUACACUAUUCAGUUCAGACAGCCCUCCACCGAAGCUCUUCGAGCAGGUACUGUUAAAACGCUCAGUUGCUGCUUUAUUACUCUCUCAUCUAAAGCACUCACCACCCAUAAUUUCGACGGUAGAAAAAGUGUUGAACAAAGUAGUUUCUGUUGACUUUAUGAUCGACUGUUUGUCAUAUUCGUAAUAAGUUUAGCUCACGUCUUGGCUUACUGACACAACGUUUCUAUGUGAUAAUUUAAUUACUUUCGCGAUCUCUUAACUGCCGUCCUACAUGUCUAAGGAAACUAUCAGGUGAUCGCAGAUUUUCGGAGCAGUCCCUUUCUAUAUCUCAAAAUUCUUUGGAUAAAGAUAAUGUUGUAACCAGCAGUGGAAAUUGUCAAUUUUUUCAAGAUCUUCAGAGGGCAUUCUACCCAAACAUAAACUUACGUUAAACAUGCAUGGCUGCAGACGGUAACCCUGCAGAUCACCUGAAACAUUUGGGUUGUUCACAUUAGAUGUUGAGAAAGCUAAGCAAAAUUAACCAGGAAGGUGGAAAUUUUCAUGCUUUCCAUUUGAAAACUCAUUAAAGAAUUUACAUGCAUGCUUGCUGUAUGCACGCUUGGGGCAUAAGGUAAUUCUGGCCAGCUGAGGUAUUGACACCAAAAAUAUGGGUAUAUGAGAUAACCGUUCUGUUUGCAGUUGUUUAAAAGGUGGAUAACGCCAGGUGUAGUUAAUCAAUAGAAAUUGAUAUUCGGAAAUCAAUCAAUAUAAUCUGCCAGUUUUUUUCAAUUGAUAUCGGAAAUUGAUAGAAAUCAAAGUCACAGAAAAAAUAUUCAUCAAUUAUUGUUGAUUGAAGAAAAUGGAUAACCACUGAUAGUAAUCGAUAGUAAUAGAUAAGCAAUUAUAUUGAGGAGUGUAUGGGUCAGAUAUUCUGAUCUGAAUGGCUUUAAGUAAACACGUCUUCUUUUUGACUUCAGCAACUACUCCAGGCAUGGUGUUAGCUAUUACAGAUUAUUAUUGUGCUACUGGAUUAUUUUUUACCUUUUUUUCACUUUAUGAUUUAUUCUUAUGUUCCUUGUGACUCUUUGAAAAUCACAUGGACACUUAUUUUGUACUUUUAGCAAUGUUUUUAUCAGUUGAAAGAACUGCAUACUAUCAUGACUGAACUAUGCCUGGAUAAUGGUAUCCACUGGAAAAACUAUGAGAUAAGGCAUUUGGUUUUCCUUAUACUAAUCUGCUGGUAAGGGCUCAAGGGCCUGAGAAUUGUUUUGCCUUUAUAUCUUUCUGGUGGUGAAAGACAAUGAAUCUGAUAUCAUCAAUACAGUGUAGGUAAAGCAAAGUUUUAGAAAAGACAUGCAAGCAAAGCCUACAAUCAACAAGAUGCUUCCUUUGUUUAUUGUCUUGUUUGUUUUGCUUAUUGACUUUCCCAUUUUGUUUUGUUGGAAGUUGAAGCAGACAAUAUUUUAGUCCUCCUAAUCUUUAGUAAUGAUGAUUACUUUAUCCUGUGUAUUUUACAGUAACAGCAUUUGCCAAGCUAACUGGGGAUUUAAGAAGCCUUUCAGCAGUUGACUUGAAAGUUUUAGCUCUUACUUACCAGCUUGAAAAGGAGCAUCGUGGAAUAGAGCACAUAAAAUUAUCACCAUCUAAACAGGUACACUGUACCACAAGCUUAAUAAUAUAGCUGCACCUUAAUACUUACCAGAACUUUCCAUGCCAUUUUAUACAGGGAUAUAGUAAGUUUCCCCAGGCCACAGGAUUGUAAAUUAUUUUACUACAAUAAUUAUUAGAAAGUUGUCUUUCAUGCUGACAGAGAAUGUGCAUUAAUUUUCAAGGUUGAGAUUUCUCAUGGUUUUGGAGGAAAGGCCAUACCUGGGUUCUAUGUUGAAAAGGUGAGUCUUGUUACAAGUGUAGUAUUGGUCAGAGCCAAAAAAAUCCUUGAAGUUGGUAGUGGAAAAAGGUUAUUUAAGUAAUUCUUGACAAAAAAGAGAGAUGAAGGGUUACAUUUACAGCAAACGGCAAAGAUGAGAUUCAAGUUGAGAAUUUUUCACAACAGAAAAUAUGCAGAUGAAAACUGUCCAGGACAAUUCUUAAAGAUAAAACUUGCGUGAAACUACUUCUUUUUGAAUAGAAGUUUUAAAGAGUAAUUUUAAAGGACAAUUAAGAGGAAACUUGGUCACUCACGUUUGCAGUUUGGCGUAAAUGUGAAUCUUGUCAACAAGUCAUAUUAAUGUCUGAGCCUAUGAUAAUGAUGACAUGAAGCCAUUAAAAGAUCAAGUUGCUUUUAUAUUGUUGACUUCUGCUAUUCCUGGAAUUUUACAUUAUCUAUGUAAUUUUUGUUUGCAGAAAACAAGUGAAGACGGGAAAGAUAACGAACAAAAUUCAGAAAAUUCAAAAACAACCAUUAUAGAAAGUUGUGAAACAGAACUUACAGCAAUCCAAGUAAAAUCAAAUACUGUUGUUGAAGAUGAUUUGCCAGCUGAGAGGGACACAUUUGAACUUUCUAGCAGUGAUAAAACAGCAAGUGAUAAGAACAAUGAGUCAACAGAAAUAACAGAGAUUACAACAAGUGUUCAAGCCAUGAUGACACAUAAUUCAUUAACAGAUGACUCCAAGGAUAAUGAUGAAGUGACUGAUUUGAAUAGCAACAGUUUUGAUGAUAAUAAUGACAAGGGUAGUAAUGAUGAUGAUGAUGAUGAUGACGAGGAUGAUUAUGAUGAUGAUGAUGGUUGGAUUACACCUGAUAAUAUAGGCCACAUUAGAGAUAAGAUGGGGAAAGGUGCUUUUGGUGAGGUCCCUGCUAAUGUGACUGUGGGCUGUCUUACAACUGACUUUGCAAUGCAGGUACUUUACCUUAGUUAACAAGUAAAUAACUAGCAGAACACGUCAUUUCAUAAUGAUACCUUCACAGGAAAGUAUACCAAUAUAUUAAAGUGCCCAUCACCUAAGAAAAUAAGAAAAUAUAAGAAAAUAUAAGAAAAUAAGAAAAUAUAAAAUUUUAGGUUAUGGGCACUUUAAGUUCUUUUUCAGUUUGACCUCAUUGGGAAGUUGACUUUGUGUGUCCCUUAUUAUUCCUGCUACAAUAAUAUCUGCUUAUUUUGUUUUCUUAUAAAAGUCUCUAACAAAUAAAAAUAUGUGUAGGCUUUUCAUGUAAGAGAUAUUGUGCGAAGAAAUGCUUGAGAAGCAUGCAAAAGGGACACAAAAGCAAAGUGUAAGGAAAGGAGUGCUUGCAGCCCUCUUUGAUAAAUUUUCACUUUGACCCUAGAAACCACAAAGUGAAUAAACCUGUUUAAACAUUCACAUUCACCAGUUAUGCUAUUAUCUUCCACACCAUAGAUAAAAGUCAGCCCCAUUAUCCUACAAUUCUCUAAGGGCUUAGGCACUUGAUUGUACAGACAAUUAGGAAAAGCAUUUAAUGUGAAUAAAUAGACUGCACCAUUUAAGCACAAUCUUGCAGCGAUGGUGGUAACAUCUGAAAUGAAGUAUGGUCAGCUGGAAGGUUACAUGUACAGUAUCUUGGGAAUAGUGGAGGAAAAAGAUGCCUAAAAACACCAUUGAGACAUUAUGUGUAUUUCUUGUCUUCUUUGCUGUAAACACCAACAGUGAAUUAUCUUAAGUUACCUAAAUAGUCGCAAAUUUUGGACGGACUCCAUGGAUUGGAGUAAACCAAAGUUACCUUUUAGUUUUACCAAUGUUUUCUUCAUGUUUAUAACCAUUUAUGUUCAUAUGAGAAGCUCAGUGUCUUAGACCCUGUUUACAUGGAGUGGGGGACCCUGGUCUAGUGGGGUUGGUUUCUUUUGUUUUCAUGCUCUGGAGAACACAAAACAAAAGAAACCUACCCCACUAAACCGGGGUCCCCCACUCCAUGUAAACAGGGUCUUAAAUGUUGUUUAACAAUUCGAAAAAAGUGGUCACUUCAACUUUCUUUUGACUUUGUUUUUCUAAUCUCUUCUAGCAUCACCGUACAUUUGCAAUACAUUGAUUCUAGAAAAAUGAUAAAUUUCUUUCUCAAUAUUUUAUUAGAAUGUGCUGAUACAAAUGGGACUCCAUGUAAUUUCACUGGAUGGCCUGCUGAUAAAGGAAGCCAGAAGCUAUGUGUUAAAAUGCCAUGCUUGUUUCAGGUAAGGCAUAUAAUGUACAUAUUGAUUAACCGGUUUUGUUUAGUUGUUGAUGUUGGCCAGUAUUAUUUGAUUGGGUUGUGUGUCCUGGAAACAAUACCAAUUUUAUAAAAUGGUGCAUAGGGGUGCACAUUGAAACUAACUGAUAUUGUGGGAUUUGUAAACAGCUUUUAGCCUAACCCAAUGUCAACUUUAAGAUUUAACGAUAAUAAUGGAGUAAAAUAUUUUAUUGUGUGAUUUAAAUUUUGCGACCAAUUUGGAUGACAUGUUCCUUGAAGUCAUUUUGUGGGACAUGGUUAAGCAUUAAUUCCUGUUACGUACCCUUACAUCAUUACCUGUUGUAUGUAUCUGUUGAAGAAGGCGUGGAGUCUUUUUUCAAGGUCUCGCCCCUUUGUGUUAGAUGCUCCAUUACUGAUGGUUAAAAAACAAAAAUUGAAAAAGGCAUUUUUUGGGAUGCAAAAAUUUUGGGUCGUUAUAUUUCAAAAAUGCUCUCAUAGGUCUUUUUUUUUCAAAUCUUGCCAACUAUUAGCGCACUAAAGGAGUUUAACAGAUUAUUACUUGAUUUGAGAAAAUUCUCAAUUUGCAGAUUUCAUGUCAUCAUUAUUCUGUUGCAAUGGAAGUGGCGAUGUCAACAAAACAAACCCUAAAAUAAAAUAUGUUGUUUCACUUUGUUGCUUUUCCAUACAUGCACUACAGCCAAAGUUAUGCAGCAUCAAACAUGAAGGGGUGAAAACCUUGAAAAAUGGGUGGGAGCCUCCUUAACUGAUGCAAGCAUAAGGACAUGAAGUAAAUUAUGUGAAUGGGCUUGUUAUUGGGUGUUUUUUACUUUGUCAGUAUUCUCCUUAAUGAUGAUUUUUUUUACUGCUGUUUCCCUUUCAGGGUAACGAGUCAGUUAGGAAAGAGGUUUUGCCCAACAUGUGGUAACAGUACUCUUCUGAAGGUAUCAGUUAGUGUAGAUGAAAAUGGUGUGACUCAUUACUCAGUACCAAACUCAAAGAAACCAUUUAACAUCAGAGGCAAGAAGGUACAAUCCAAGUAAAUAAUUGAAUAAAAAUGCUUAUUAGGCCUUAUAAAGGGUGUGUCUCAUUUCUCUGUCUGACCUGUACAACUAAAUGCAGCGUAGUAAUGAGACUUUGUUUUGUUCUGUUCGUCAUGUUGCAUUAUCUUACAUCUGUCUGGUAGUUACGUUCUACAUAUUUAAACUCAAGUCAUACUUUUUACUCUCUAAAGCAAUAAUUAUCACUGUUAUUUGAAACAGUGUAAGCUUUUAACUUAGUCCUUGACAUUCCAGGCAAAGUAAGCCUGCGAAUGGCAGACGCAUCGCCGCUGAGGGACGUUUCACGAGGAACGCAAAACGUCCCUUAGCGGCGAUGAGCAAGGAGAAACGUCUGCCGUUCGCAGGCUAAUGCAAAGUGAAUGGUGUUGCUGACUUAUUUUUAUGUCAAAGCAGAUAGUUUUGUAACAUAUCAGUGCCUCUCUCCUUGGCUUUCCAUAUGAACCAUUUGCGUUCAUCCUAGCCUAAAUGUGUGUGGCUCUUUUAAAACUACUUCACUACACCAGUUAAUAGCAGCUCAGUCGGUAGAGCACUUUACUAUAGAGCAGUCGGCUACAAAUGUACCUUCACGUGCCUCGAAUGACCAGGUAGAAUGGCAAAGACUUAAAAAUUAGUUUACUUAAUAAUUAGAACAUUUGGGCUGAAUGCAUUGACUUUUUAAUAAAGUGCUUUUUGUAGCCUCCAAAACAGGCAUUUUGGUGCUUAGUGUUCUUAGUGCAACCUACUGUUAUUGUGUCUCUGGAAUCGCCUUUGUCUAAUCGCUGCGAGGAUCAUCAGUUGCCCGUAUUUUCCGUCUCUGUAGUGUAUCAAAAUUGUAGGGUUUCUUCUUUAACCGAUUUUCUCUGAGCAUUCAGUAUGAUGUCACGGCUUUCCGGGAGAAACUUGCCGAAAAGUAAAUGCUGAUAUAAGUGUUUUUUUCAAAGUUAUUUUAUCCUUAUUUAUUUUUCUUCUUUUUUGUCCUUUGUUCUCUGUCUAGUUUCCUCUUCCUUUGCCUAAAGGCGGUCGCCAUAGUGAUGUCCCUAUCCUCACUGAAGAUCAACCGCGCGGUCAGCACCGUCUACCUCGAAAAAGAGAUGAUAUGAAUGUAUUUGAUGCUGAUUAUGUCGCACGAGCUUCACCGUUUGCUGCUAAAGACGUGACAAGCCGCGCCUCUCAGCUGGGAUAUCACUUGAAGAGUGCACAUAAGAGCAAGAAUCCAAAUGAAGUCAGAAAAAAGAAUUCAAGGAGGAAGAAUAAAUAA
Porites evermanni is the source of this 6553-nucleotide messenger RNA. Lineage: Eukaryota; Metazoa; Cnidaria; Anthozoa; Scleractinia; Poritidae. The record is from the annotation of a GenBank genome assembly.